Dovyalis caffra is the source of this 423-nucleotide messenger RNA. The record is from the annotation of a GenBank genome assembly. Lineage: Eukaryota; Viridiplantae; Streptophyta; Magnoliopsida; Malpighiales; Salicaceae.
AUGAAAAGGCCGCAAAAGACAGAAAAGGUGAUGAGAAACUUGCAAGACAAGUUGCGCCGUUGGAUCAACCUGGGUACAGAAUCAAGCCUUAAGAAGCAAACCCAUCAAGGCCUCAUUCAUCCUCAGCUUUUCUUAGAAGUGGCAGUGCUUGAUUGGACAGUAGAUUUGGAGAAGGGAGACUUGAUGCUUGAUGAGGAGUUCAAUGGUUUGUUUAGGGGUAGUGUGAUCAUUAUGAAAAGAAGGAUCGGAUGUGAUUGUUUUCGAGAGCCAUGUGCGGUUGUUUCAGCUCAUACAAAGAGCGUGAUUUUCGAGGUCGAAAUGGAAAGAGAUCGGUACAGACUUUGCGAGGAAAUGGAAGGACAACCUGAAGGAGAAGAGAAGAGGAAUCCGCGUUUAGUCACCACUUCCAUUUCCAUCGCGUGA